Molecule: messenger RNA, 1967 nt
Organism: Culex pipiens pallens (northern house mosquito)
Lineage: Eukaryota; Metazoa; Arthropoda; Insecta; Diptera; Culicidae
Product: NADP-dependent malic enzyme-like
Exons: 2
Coding region: 105-1934 (609 amino acids)
Biological process (GO): malate metabolic process; pyruvate metabolic process
Cellular component (GO): mitochondrion
Molecular function (GO): malate dehydrogenase (decarboxylating) (NAD+) activity; NAD binding; malate dehydrogenase (decarboxylating) (NADP+) activity
Source: RefSeq, a predicted model, not a curated record
AAUUGACCAAUCAUGCCGACCUAAACCAACCCUAAUAAAUUUCUUGCUCCACCGGCAUCAAGCUCUCAGUAUGCCUUGACAACUCGAUCGCAAAAUUUGAAGCGAUGGCCCUCAAAACGUUAAGCUUAUGCCGCCUGCUGGCCACCGCCAAGCUGGUUAUCACCCCAAGCCGCGCCUUCCGCGAGGUCACCGGCGACAUCAUCGUCCCGGGCCAGGUCAAGGGCAUCAGCUACCUGCAGGACUCCCGUCUCAACAAGGGCCUCGCCUUCUCGCUCGAGGAACGUCAAACGCUCGGCGUUCACGGCCUGCUUCCGGCGACGAUCCGCACGCUGGACACGCAGGUGCAGCUGUGUCGGACCGUGUUCAGCCGCUUCGAGGACGAUCUGAAUAGGUACGUGUACCUGAUGGACCUGCACGAUCGGAACGAGACGUUGUUCUUCAAGCUGGUGGCGGACCACAUCGAGCUGAUGCUGCCGAUCGUGUACACUCCGACGGUGGGGUUGGCCUGCCAGAAGUUUGGAUUGAUCUACCGGAAGCCAAGGGGGUUAUUUGUGACGGUCAACGAUCGCGGGCACGUGUACCAGGUGCUAAAGAACUGGCCCGAGUCGGACGUGAGGGCGAUCGUGGUGACGGACGGAGAGAGGAUCUUGGGGUUGGGUGAUUUGGGGGCUUGUGGGAUGGGCAUUCCGGUGGGGAAGUUGGCGUUGUACACGGCGUUGGCUGGGAUUAAGCCGCAUCAGUGCCUGCCGGUGACGAUUGAUGUUGGGACGAACAACGAAGAGUUCCAGAACGACCCGCAGUACAUUGGAUUGAGGCAGCCACGUGUUCAGGGCGAUGAGUAUGAUGAACUGGUCGACGAGUUCAUGAGGGCGGUCGUCAAGCGGUACGGUCAGAAUACGUUGAUUCAGUUUGAGGAUUUUGGAAAUCAGAACGCGUUUCGGCUUUUGGACGCGUACCGCGACAAGUACUGCACGUUCAAUGACGACAUCCAGGGAACGGCUGCAGUAGUGCUGGCUGGGUUGUACGCCUCGGAACGCCUUACCGGGAAGAAGAUCGCCGAUCAUACGUUUGUGUUCUUGGGCGCUGGAGAGGCUGCACUUGGGAUUGCGGACCUCGUCAUUCAAGCCAUGGUCGAGGAGGGUCUUUCAAAGGAGCAAGCGCACGAAAAGGUCUGGAUGUUUGACAAGUUGGGACUGCUCGCCAGUGAUCGCCCGGAAGGUGAUCUUGGUGGACCAAAAAAAUCCUUCAUCCGUGAUCACCAGCCUACCAAAGACUUUGCCAACUUCAUCAAAGAAGUCAAGCCGUCCGUCCUAAUCGGAGCAUCAGCCGCCGCCGGUGCCUUCACCCAAGAAGUCCUCCAAACCAUGGCCACUAACAACGCAAACCCGAUCAUCCUAGCCCUGUCGAACCCAACGGCCAAAGCCGAAUGCACCGCUCAGGAAGCAUACGAGCAAACCGAAGGCCGCUGCAUCUUCGCUUCCGGAUCGCCCUUCCCCCCAGUAGAAUUCGCCGGCAAGAUCCUCGAGCCCGGCCAGGGCAACAACGCGUACAUCUUCCCCGGCGUAGCCCUCGGAGUGAUCGCAUCCGGUGCCCACCACAUCCCGCCGGAAAUGUUUGUAAUCGCGGCAAAAGUUGUCGGUGAGAUGACCACGGACGAAGAUCUGGACCGCGGUUCGCUCUACCCACCCCUUCGUCGGAUUCCGGAAUGCUCGCUGGAGAUUGCGAUUCGGGUGAUCGAGUGUGCUUACCAGAGGGGGAUCGCGUCGUUCUAUCCGGAGCCGGAGGACAAGAGGGAGUUUGUGCGGUCGACGCAGUACUUUGCGCGGUACGAGAGUGCCCUUCCGGUGACGUGGCCAUGGGCGGAGCGUAGAAGGGGGGCAGCGUCUGUUAUGAAACUAAAUUCACCCGCGUGUGGAGGAAAGGCCAGAGGUUGAUUUUUUUUUUCUAAAAUUUGAAUAAAUUAAACA